Molecule: messenger RNA, 2018 nt
Organism: Vicia villosa (hairy vetch)
Lineage: Eukaryota; Viridiplantae; Streptophyta; Magnoliopsida; Fabales; Fabaceae
Product: GEM-like protein 4
Exons: 3
Coding region: 237-899 (220 amino acids)
Source: RefSeq, a predicted model, not a curated record
UAAACAAUCCAUGAUAUCAAAAUAUUAUCUUGAGUAAAGUCCUUCAAGUUCCCAUGUCAGCAGUGUCUUUAUUAUAUCACCCGUAUCAUGGUUGAGUCAUCCAACAAAAUGCUCAAGAUUCACUUCCUACUUUUCAUCCCUUUAAAUACCACCUCCUUCUAAUACAAAGGGACUGAUCUAACCAAGUGAGCCUAGCUUCCUUGCAAUCUACUAGCUAUCUUUAUUAAUCAAUCAAUAUGCAGACCUCACUUCUUCACGAGCUAAUUGUUGGAACUCCAAUCAUACAAAAUCAGUUUCAAAAAUCGAAUAACAGAUACUUGCUCGAUUCAGCCUCUCAUCAAUAUCGAUAUCCAUCCAAAGAUCUAAGAAAAAGUAGAGUAGUAAGUUCUAACCAGAAAAAGCGCAGCAGGAAGGCCGAUAGUAAUUCUGAAAUUUCAGUGACAAACAUAUCUGAAACUAUAAAGAGAAAGUUAAGCUUAGGGGCUCGAAUUCUUCAAGUGGGUGGAGUGGAGAAAGUGUUCAUGAAGUAUUUUAGUAUGAUCGAGGGGGAGAGGCUGUUGAAAGUUUGCCAUUGUUAUCUGUCGACCACAUCUGGCCCUCUAGCUGGUCUCCUCUUCAUCUCCACUGAAAAGGUUGCCUUUUGCAGUGAGAGAUCAAUAAAAGUGUUUAAUAAGAAAGGGCAAAUGUGUAGGAUCCACUAUAAGGUUUCCAUUCCAGUGAAGAAGAUAAAGAGUGUGAGGCAAAGUGAAAAUGUUGAGAAGCCAAGACAGAAAUACAUAAAUAUAGUUACAGUUGACAACUUUGAUUUCUGGCUAAUGGGUGUAUCAAAAUAUCACAAGACUUAUAAAUAUCUCGAACAGGCAACUUCUCAAGCAAUGAUAUACAGCAGCAAGCAAUGAAAUGGAAGCUGUAAUUGAAGAUAUGAUAUGAGCAUUGAUAACAGAUGCACAUGGUUCAUUCAUAUCAGCUCAGAUGCAAACUUCGGUUUCAAUACAUUGUUGAUGCAAGAGAUCAUUUGGGGCGUGCUUUGUAACAAACACCAAAAAGUGGCAGUUAGAUAUGUAAAUAGAAAGAAUGAAGAAAACUGUUAGAAGUUUAAGCUCCAGACUCAAUUACUUGACGAAUUAUUUACGUGCAAGUUCUCAGGAACUUUCGAUAUUCAGACCAUUCAAAUAUUUACAAUAAAUUGUCUAGAAUUUAUUCACAUGGGAAUCUUGUUCCACAACCGCAUCAGGCCGCAAUUACAUUGUGAUUUUAAAAUCACAGGUCCUGCCGAAUUAGGAACUCCAUCAAACAAUUUCGUCAUGGUUUCUUUAAGUAUUUUCAUAAAACUCAUAGUUUCAUAACCCCAAAACUCAAUUUACUUAUGAGGUAAUGAAAAAUCUGAACAUUAAAUGUUUUUCAACAUUGUAUUUAAAACUCUUGUUAAUCAAAAUUCACACUGCAAUGACCGCAAUACGUAUCUCAACAACCACAAUGACCGCAAACGUAUGGUCCACAUCCGCUACCGCAACCGCAAUUUAAAUUCGAAUUAGGCUUUCUUUUGCUUCCAUGCUUGAAUUGCAUUAUAAUCCACAGUUUUUUUGCAUUGCUUCGUGCUAGGUUUAUUCAACAACAUCAAUGGAAUCUAAAUGAUCCCAACGUUGUGACUAUUGGUGAUCAGUGUGAAGUCUUUAUAUGACCAUUGUGAGCAUCCCUCUUUUGUAUCUUCUUUUGAUUAAUUAUUAAUUUAAGUAUUAGGAAUAUAAAUUUCUUUUGAUUAAUUGGGUUAUUUCUUUUGAUUAAGUUGUGAGCAUCCCUUUUUUUUCUUUCUCUUUUGUACCAUUAUGCUACUAACUUCAUGAGAAAGAAAAAUCAUAGAAAGGUAGAAAACAUGGUGUCAGAAUUGUUAAAUUGACUUAGUUUAGAGACUAAUUUCAUAUAAUGGAACAUAAUGAAGAGAGAAAAAUGUCGUUGCAAAGGAUUUAAAUUUAAGAGAAAUAGAGUAGCUGCUGCUUUAGUGGAACAGGAUCCUGUGU